AUGAUGAAGAAGAGGAGGAGGAGCAGCUCACGCAGAACUGCUGCAACUACUCCAUCGGAGCCAAGGGUGUCAACGAGGACAAAAGCCACUCCAGCAACUGCCACUAGAACUUCGUCAAGGAAACGUGCUCAUGAUGAUGAGGAAAAGGCCGACGAUGAAGAGGUGAAUUUUAGUGAAACGCUUUCAAAUGUUCAAAUUCAAGUGCCCUUUGUUAAGAAGCCUGUUACACCUGCGAAGGCCAAGAAAUCGAAAGUGGAUGCAAAGAAAGAAAAGAAAGUGGAAAAGGUGGAGGAGUCGAAAACUCCUCGGCAACGAAGUCGUCGCUUGAAUGUCGAAGAACCAAAGAAAACUCCCACGGCAACUCCACCAACUCCGUCGAAAGGUAGAAAGACAAGGAAAGAUGCUGCUGAAACGGAGGAUGAAAAUGCUGAUGAAGCCGAGCACAAGAAGUCUGACGGAGAGGAUUCGGGCACAAAGAGGAGUUCACUACGAAGAAGGUCGUCGGCAGUACAAGCAAAGGAAGAGCCAACUCCGAAACCCAGCACAGCACGUCGUGGUCGGUCAAAGAACGAGAGUGUUAGUUCGGCUACUGAUAAAGAGGCGAAGAAGGAAAGCAAAACGGAAGCGGAAACACCUCGAAGACUACGGAAAUCGGCGCCCGCUACUCCCGCUACUCCUCAAACUCCCAAGAAGUCCGCGAAAACCCCGAAAUCUGAAAAGAAACAGGAUAGUGAAGAACACGAUCCGUAUAACAUCGAAACUGAGAUGGAAAAACAUCCUGAGCCACUGAAGAAUAUUCAGAUGGAAGUUCAGUCGUUCGGUGAGGUGAAGUAUGCGAAGGUUGGUUCUGGAAAGUAUGAGCGUACGGAAAAGACCGCUGAACUGCGGGUCGGCAAUCUUGCUGAAAUGACGCCACGCACGAAACAGCGAAGAUCCCUCGCUGAUCUUACCCCUGGACGGAAAAAGGCUGCAUCAGCAGUUUCAGGGAGCAGUACCGCACCACCACCUUCACGUCGUUCUCGAAAGUCCAGUAAAAAAGAUACGGAUACAGACAAUGAAGAGAAUAAGGAUGAGCAUAUGGAGGUGGAUGAUAGCACAACUGAGAAGAGCACACCGAAGCGAAAGGCCAAUACUGCAACUCCAAAGCCUAACACCAGUUCUGCACGGAAAAGGCGAGCUACAACUGAGACACCCGUUGUUCCACCAAAACGUGCACAUGUAGAAGUUCCUCAUCUAGCCCCGGCGGAGUUACUGGCGGUCGACUAUCCCCAAGAUGAGCACGCUCAGUACGAAGCAGGCGCUCGUGUAUACGCGAUGUUUGACGGCUUGUUCUAUCCCGCGAUUGUUGUCAGCCGUGACGGUUUGGGACGGUACAAGGUACAUUUCCUUGAAGACGAUCUGGUAAAAGACGUGCCACCUGCUGGUGUUAUCCCGUUGCGAGCUCUUGAUCGCGAUAAAGAGUGUUUCUACUCGGAAUCGGCCGAGAAGGAUCGGUUAGCAGUAAAGGUUGUGAAGAGUCCGGAUCACACUUGCGCCUCUGCUUGGUUUGAAGCCGAAUUUGAGCUGGAACAGCUCGACGACGAUGGUGAACCAAUGGGAAAGAAACUCAAGGGGACGUGGACGAAACUUGCUUUGUCGAAAGAUGACUGGAGGGAUUAUAUUAACAAGAAAUCUCGCGAAGCAACAGACGUGAUUGCUGAUAACAUUGAGAAUACCGAGGACAGGCAGUUGCGACGAUCCAAGGUAACUACUACCCCUGUCCAAAAACCCGCUCCACGAUCUACCCCGAAAUCGUCGUCGAAGAAGUCUGACACACGCUCUUCGCAGUCGAAAACUCCCGCGAAAGCUGGACGACCAAAGAAAGGAAGUGCCCCAAGACAAGCGGAAGAAGCGGAUGAAGUGGAAGGUUUGUCUGCUGUAUGA
Molecule: messenger RNA, 1923 nt
Organism: Cooperia oncophora
Lineage: Eukaryota; Metazoa; Nematoda; Chromadorea; Rhabditida; Trichostrongylidae
Source: the annotation of a GenBank genome assembly